Molecule: messenger RNA, 1083 nt
Organism: Clonostachys solani
Lineage: Eukaryota; Fungi; Ascomycota; Sordariomycetes; Hypocreales; Bionectriaceae
Source: the annotation of a GenBank genome assembly
AUGCUUAUGCGAGGCCAUCACAUCCAGCUGCGAAGACUUUCAAGAUGCAGCGCCUCGCAACAUGCGCUCCUCGGGGUUGCGAUUGGCCAGUAUUACCCAACUUCCGCAUUCAAGCUUAAUCACAACGGCAAUGGUCGUAACUCGAGCCCACUCAAGACCCUGAUGCAGACUAACCAUCUACCAAUAACUCCCUUCCAUAACUUUCAUUCCAAGAGGAUGGGGUCUACCAGAACCAACUCAGCCACUGUGGAGUCGGCGAAGCAGGCUGCUGCAAAACGUGCCGUGGAUGGCCAUCUUAGUUCCGAGCAUCGGUGGGUUGGCAUCGGGUCUGGAAGCACUAUCGUCUACCUCGUUGAUACGAUCUCGAAAUGGGAAAAGGGCCUGACUGACCGCAUGAAGUUCGUCCCCACGGGAGAGCAAUCGCGACUACUUAUUGAAGCUGCCGGUCUUCGCCUGGGCAGCCUAUCCCAACUUCCUCGAGAUGAACUGUUGGACGUCUGCUUUGACGGGGCUGAUGAGAUUGAUCGGGACCUCAACUUAAUCAAAGGCGGAGGGGCUUGCCUGCUGCAGGAGAAGGUUGUGGCAACUGCAUCGAAGAAAUUCAUUUGUGUCGCAGUCGAGUCUGGUGCUGACCCGUGCGUUCUUCCUCGCAAAGACUACCGCAAAUCCUCAGAUUGGCUGUGCAGCAACUGGAGGCAGGGAGUCCCCAUAGAAGUGUUGCCGUCCGCUGCAAGCCGCGUGCUGGCAGAGCUGCGCCGGCUUGGCUCGAUCAAUCCAAGCAUCCGCCAGGGCGGCACGCAGAAGGCAGGACCAGUCGUGACGGACAACAGCAUGUGGAUCAUCGACGCACCCUUUCCUGCGCUUGCGGCAGAGACGGGCACGUCAAAUUCCAAUGCGGAUCCAAAUAAUUGUCUCCGAUGGACAUCUGGAGCGCUUGCUCGUCGCCUCAUCCGCAUACCAGGGAUCAUCGAAACAGGGCUAUUCACAGGGCAUGACAACUACGGAGGCCGGGGCGGAGCUGAGAGGCCGGUUGCUGUGUAUCUUGGGCUGGCAGACGGCGGUGUCGAGGUCUUCGAGGCAUGA